Molecule: messenger RNA, 2138 nt
Organism: Pocillopora meandrina
Lineage: Eukaryota; Metazoa; Cnidaria; Anthozoa; Scleractinia; Pocilloporidae
Source: the annotation of a GenBank genome assembly
AAUAACCUGUGCCACCCAAGCUUCGACUUGAAUGUGAAAUACAAAUUAAUUAACAUUGAAGAAAUGUAAAAUGGUUUCCGUGUUUACAUAGCCUGAUGUAAACACUUGGGGGGUUGGGAGAACACGAGGUAAGCGUAGGAAACCAAGACGCGAAGCGGAGUGGUUUCCUACCGCUUACCUAUCCAGCCUAUCGAGUGUUUACAUCAGGCUAUGUAAAAACGGAAACCAUUUUACAUUUCUUUUAUGAAAUAACUAAUGAAAGAGGAACGAAAACCGUGUUUACAUACGCUCAUGUAAAAUGGUUUUAUGGCCAAUCAGAGCGCGCGUACUAUUUUAAUUAUUUUAUAAAACUGCUUUAUCUUCGCGGCAAUAUCACGCUGGUAUUUUGACAUUCGGAUCGACAAGAACGGUGAUCGGGUAGCGAUCGCCAUGUUUAUUUCAUAAACGUGAUCGCUGACCAGCCGCUGAGUGAAAACAUUACGGUUCAGUGGUGAGGGCGGGGUGAGGGGUGGGUGCGGGAAGAUUAUCAGAAGAUUUUUGGGAACAUUCGAACAUAUGCAUUAAAGUAUCAUGAUAAACACUAGGACUGUCAGUCUUAAUGUGAAGGCAUGCUUCGUGUUGCAGACAACUUUUGUUUUACUUAGUAUUCUUUUUUUCUUUCAAAUACAUUUCGUUCCAAAUAGGACUAGCAUCAAUUCAUAGAUUUACAAAUAAAACUUUACCACGUAAAUAAAUGUGUUUAGAUAAUCGAGAUAACCAUUGAACCUCUUGUAUCGCACCAGAAAUAACGUGUCUUGUCUUCGCCCAACUCUGAGAGCGUGGAGCGGCAAAGACGCGAGACACGAGUCUCGCGUCUCGCGGCUUCUCCAUGCUCACAGGAUACGCGUGACCUCACUAUCUUUAAAAAAAUUAGAGACUGCUCGAAGUCUGUAUUCCGUUCAACCAUUUCAUAAGAGUGACGCGAGUCUUUCAAUUGAGUGAGAAAGUCACAAACCCAUUCUUUACCUCACGAGCGUAACCACUGACCACAGUAGGCUUCUCCUUUGACGCGGAAAUUGAAAUCGUAUUGAGUAUACAAAGUUAUAGUGUGUUCCUUUAGAUCUCUCGAACUUGCAUCACGUUGGAAACAAUUACAAGUACAGGAAGAAGUCGUUCGUUAGCGAGACGUUCAUUAUGUCUCAGGACUGCUUUUUGAAUAGUAAAGAUGGAAAAAACUUUGGUUGAUCGCGUGGCUUAAGCGGUUUGGUACGACUGUCUGAAUGCAAUGACGAAGUAAAACAUCAUUUGAUAAGCUGCCACCUGUCUAAAGAGGUCUUAAGUGAAAAUGAGCUAAUCUUGGCAAGGAUUGGCCUAUUUCACCUCGCUCAGGAGGAUAAACAAAAAAAAUGUGGAUUUGCUGUAGGUAUCGCCACACUUUGGGGAAGUUUUGGAAAAGUGCAAAGGUAACAUGUCAGUAUCCUGAUCAUGAUGGUGUCAGGAAGCGUAUCCAAGGCAGAGAUGUAAUUACCUUGCAUAUGUCUCAGGACAUUCAAAAGCUGUUUGGAUUUAUUAUUCCAGUUGAAUCAGGUAGUCUUCAGUAACGUUUUCUGUUAUAUAUUUUUGUCAAGUGACAUAUCUGCUCGAAAAGAGAAGAAAUUCUUUAUUAGAUGAAGGUUACUUAAGUACACAUCACGUUGAAAAAACAUAGAUCUACGUGUGAGUGCUUUUAAUUGCAGAUGGAAAUAUGUACAAUGUUGCUUGGUUGAUAAUCAAUAAUGUUUUUGUAGAAGGUUAAAUCACCUGACAACGCAAUACACUUAUUCGUGCGUACGGUUCACAAUUAUUUGCGGUCAAUUUUCCUCAGUUUGUAUGAUUCUCAUUAACCAGUACGAUUAAAUUUGCAGACUAAAACACCCCUUAUUUGAUUAAGAAUAAUAAAAGUAAACAGUGCAUCACGGUUUUCAAUUCCUGAUGGAUGCUACUGGGCUUUACUUUAGCUGAGAAAUUUGCAGUCGCUUACCUCAGCUCUCUGUAUCCCAUGCCGUAAGAGGCACAAGAAAAAAGUUGAUGAUAGUGAGUCUUGGCUGAGACAAGAAGAAUCAGAGAAGAAUCUACGGUCCCCAGAAACACCACUUUUAAACACGAGACAACUAAGGUAA